Molecule: messenger RNA, 1522 nt
Organism: Brassica oleracea var. oleracea
Lineage: Eukaryota; Viridiplantae; Streptophyta; Magnoliopsida; Brassicales; Brassicaceae
Exons: 7
Coding region: 338-1273 (311 amino acids)
Source: RefSeq, a predicted model, not a curated record
UUAAUCAUACUCAGAAAGCUUUUUUUAUUAUAAGAACUCAGAAAGCGUUUCGUCCCUUUUAAUAUAAAAACUGAGAAAGCUUUGUUCAUCUCUUUAUUUCAGUUUCUCUGGAGACUUGUUUUCACCUAAUUAGAACAAAAUUCGAGCUUUCUCAUUUUAUGUAGGCCUCUGAGAUUGAAAAUUUCGAUAUUUCGAUAAACCCAUAAUCAGUUUCGUUCUUUGGUGUUUUUUGAUAUUCUUAAAAAGAAAAGAAUCUUGGAAUUGGGAUAUACUGAAGGGAUGAAGAUCUGACAUCAGAAAUAGAUUGAGACAAGAAGAAGAAAGAAGAAGAGCGAUAAUGUGGUGGUGGUGUUCUUCGGGAAAAGGUCGUUCUAAUCUGGAGAGGUUUCUCUUAGGAUUCACUCCCAAACCUCCUUCUUUCUCUCUUCCUCUGCAACAGGGGAAAGAAGAGGAGACUGAGUAUUUCAGGCUUGGUGAUCUUUGGGACUGUUAUGAUGAGCUAAGUGCUUAUGGCUUUGGAUCACAGGUUGAUUUAAACAAUGGUGAAACGGUUAUGCAGUAUUAUGUCCCAUAUCUAUCAGCCAUCCAAAUCCAAACUACCAGACCAGCUAUGAUGUCCAGGAACCAGAAUGAGGUGGUUGAAUCUGAGAGUAGUGAGUGUUGGAGCGAUAGUGAGAGCGAGAAGGUGAUGUCAAGGUCAAUGAGCAAUGAUUCGAGCAGAACAUGGGAUGAUGUCUCUGAUGAUUCUGUUUAUGAUCCGGAUGGCACACCACUACUGCAAGAUAGACUUGGUUACAUUGAGUUUAAGUACAUUGAAAGAGAUCCUCCUUACAAGCGGGUUCCCUUAACCGACAAGAUAAACGAAUUGGCUGAGAAGUAUCCUGGAUUGAUGACCUUAAGGAGUGUAGAUAUAUCUCCUGCAAGUUGGAUGGCUGUUGCAUGGUAUCCGAUAUAUCACAUCCCAACCUGCAAGAACGAGAAAGAUUUAAAGACAGGCUUCUUAACUUACCAUACUUUAUCUUCUUCUUUUCAAGAUAAUGUGGUGGUGGGAGAUCAAGAAGAGAUAGAGUGUUGUGAAGAAUCUGUCAUGAACAAGAGAAUCCCAUUGCCUCCAUUUGGUUUAGCUACUUACAAAAUGCAAGGAGACCUCUGGGGAAAGACAGGGUUUGAUCAGGACCGGUUGGUUUAUCUUCAAAGUGCUGCGGAUUCAUGGUUGAAACAGCUGAAUGUUGAUCACCAUGACUUUAACUUCUUCAUGAACUCCAGCUUUUAAGAACCUUGAACUGUUCUUUGCUGUUUUAAGCUCCCUCUUUUGUUGUUGUUGUCUGGCUUGUUGUGUUGUUUUAAGUAGCAACCGCCAUUGCUGAGUUGUUACUUCUGUUGCAAGUCAUGGGAGUUACCUUGAAGAAAACAAUUUGUUUCCUUUCUUUUUAGGUGUUGAGGCGAUAAGAAAACAAAAAUAAUGAUUUCGUACUUGAGUAAGACAAUGUAAAUGAAGUUCUUUACUCUUCUCUUUAUUUUA